GUGAGAAUGUCAUUGAGAUCAGAAAGUUCUCUGGAACUAGAGAUCAGUGGAUCAAUACCAUGGUGAAACAAUCAGAAUGAAAUAUCUUAUCAAAGUAUAAUGUUUAGAUCAGGUUAUUCUGGUACACGUGAACGUGUUUCACGUUAUUGGGAACCUUCAACUCCAUCACGACAACCACCACCACCACCAGCACCGCCGCCUCCACCACCACCACCACCGCCAGGACCACCACCUGCACGUAUACCACAAGAAUAUUAUCCAUAUAUUGGUCCAGGGAAAUGGAAUAGAGGUCGUAUUCGGUGGUUUAAUCCAAUUGAACAUUAUGGAAGUAUAAUUGCUGAUUUUCGUAAUUUAGAAGUAUUUUUUCAUCAGUCAAAUUUGUAUGGAAUAUCCUCUGAACAAUUAUAUCCAGAUUUACCGGUUUGGUUUCAAAUACGUCCUGGUGUAAGAGGCUUAGAAGGUUAUAAUAUCCAACCAGCUAUUGAAAUGGGUGGAGAAAUAGCUAGAAUAAGAAGGUUACCCGAAAGGCGUAGAACACGAAGAUUUCGCUGUUAUAAUUGUGGACAAUAUGCUUCCCAUAAAGCUGCAACUUGCCCAUAUGAACCAAUGAGACGUCGUUGUUAUCGAUGCCGUGAUCCUACUCAUCUCAUAGCUCAAUGUCCAUUACUACACCCACCACCGUUAUUUCAUCGUUAUUCAUUCCCUGGACCAUCAACACUUCAACAACAACAACCACAACAACCACAGCCACAAUUCCCAGAACCAUCAGUAGAACCACCCGAGACAACUGCUCAACAACCACAGAUGCAAUACUUUUUCCCGCCUGGUUUCGGUUAUGACGAUGAUGAUGAUGAUACUGGUGAUCAAUCUGGUGAUUUUUAGAGAAUCAAUAUUCAUUUUUUUCUAUAAUGCAUUGUUCAAGCCAGUUUCUGUGAUAAAAAAAAAUAAAGGACCGAAGCGGUGUAGAAGAGACGAUUCUAAUUUCUCUACAAAUAGUCCUACACUGUAUGUCUAUGUUGUCUUCAC
Messenger RNA from Trichobilharzia szidati, 1026 nucleotides. The record is from the annotation of a GenBank genome assembly. NCBI's taxonomy places the organism in Eukaryota, Metazoa, Platyhelminthes, Trematoda, Strigeidida, Schistosomatidae.